Molecule: messenger RNA, 1284 nt
Organism: Rhodotorula graminis WP1
Lineage: Eukaryota; Fungi; Basidiomycota; Microbotryomycetes; Sporidiobolales; Sporidiobolaceae
Exons: 6
Coding region: 1-1284 (427 amino acids)
Source: RefSeq, a predicted model, not a curated record
AUGAGCAGCCAGCCCGAGCCUGAGCCCAGCGACGAGCUCUUCCGCCAGCUGAAGGAACUGUACAGCUUCUUCAAGGUCCCGUCGGACAAGCGCAGUCGCGAUCAGUGCACGCCCGACGAGUACGAGCGCAAGAAGGCCGCGCACACGCAAAAUACGGCGAUCGCCCGGGCACCAGCCUCCUUCGCUCGAUGCUGGGGCAUCCUGUCGCCCGAAAAGCGCCAGCGCGCGCUCGAACUUCUCCUCGGGCACUACUGCGACACGAGGGCCGCCGCGCAGCGCAACUUUAAGUUUAUCAGCUUUGACCGCCUGCGCAUCGACAUGCUGUGCGUCCUCACCUCGCUCAAGAUCGACCCCGUCCGGCGCUUCAACACGCUCUUGCACCACCUCGUCGUGCUCUACGACGCGCCCAUCGACGAGCGCGAGUUCGAGGCGUUCAGAGACCUGCGCCACAAGCUCGGCCCCGAGCGCAGGGUGCUCUACGACUUGCGAGCCCAUCCUCGCGACCUGAGCGCUUCGUUCGACGCCGCCGAGGCAGUCAUCAACAGGCUCAUCGCAGAAGGCCAGGAGCGCGUUGAGCAGGCCAACGCUGCCCGCGUUCGGCAUCUCGUGCCGGUCAAGGCGGCGUGGGCGCUCCUGCACGAGCCCGCCUCGCUCGUGUUCGGGCCAGCCAGCGUCGCGCAGGCCGCUAUCGAGGUCUACAUGUCGCGCCUCGGCCCAGGUCAGCAAGCUGCCGCCGUCGCUCGACUGCGCGACCUCCUGUUCGAGGCCUGCGAGGACCGUGCGCUGCACGGAGAAGCGCUCGACGCUGCCGAUCAACUCGACGAGGUCCUCGGUACGCUGCGCGCAGGCGACAUCGGCCACGCGAUUUGUGUCGCCUGCCUCACGUGGCUGCUCCGCUUCUACGAGUCGCGGGACGCGUCCGAGGCCGUCGUCGAGCUCAAGGGCGUGCUCGACAGGUUCUGCGGCGCCGAGUGGACGCUCGAGUUCCCGAAGCUCGCCCUCACGCAGCAGUGGUACGCCGCCGCCACGGUCAAGGCGCUCCUUCGCCACGUCCACGAGCGCACCGACCGGCAGAUCCUCGCCCAGGUCGCGAGGAUCUUUCCGCUCGACUCGCCUGGUACCGACAGCUGGGCCCACGCGCGCCCUGUGCAGCCUGCCGAACACCCUCCCGUCCUCUCGCUCGGUCACCGGCCCUCGACGCAUGGCGACCUGGGCGAGCUCGACUCGACGACGAGCGUGCCCGUGAGCCGAUACUUCCCGCAGUCGAGGCGCGUUGGCUGGUAG